CGAUAUGCUGCACAAGUGAGCAAGAACGCAAAAUGCUCUCGGUGCGCGCCGGGACGCCGCCGCCGCGCGCCCACUCCUCCGCGCUCGCGCAGCUGCACGCUGCGCUCGCCAAGUCCGGCCUCUCCACCUGCUCUGCCACACCGGCCUCGGCCGCGGCCGCGGCCCGCGCUUGCUCGCGCCUGCGCCACCUCCGCGCCGGCCGCGCCGUCCACGGGGCCUCAACCAAGCUCGCGCUCCUCUCCGCCUCCACGCACUCCACCCUCCUCCCCAAUGCCCUCCUCCACCUCUACGCCUCGUCUCCCGGGGGCCACCUCCGGCUCGCCCGCCUCCUGUUCGACACCAUGCCGGCCAAGGACGCCGCGUCCUACAACAUCCUCCUCACCGCGCUCGCCUCCCGCGGCCACGUCGCUGAGGCGCUCGAGCUGUUCGACGAAAUACCCGAGCCCAACGUCCGCUCCUGGACAGCGCUUAUCGCCGGGUUCGCGCAGUCCGGCAGGCCAGCUGACGCCCUGCGCAUCUUCAGAGACAUGGAGAACGCCGGGGUGUCGCCUAACGAGGUGACCGUCGUCGCCACGCUCGCCGCGUGUGCCGACGUUGGCGAUCUGGACCUAGGCCGUCAGGUGCACAUCUACGCCAAACAGCAAGCUUACUGCCACAAUGUGCAAGUCGGUAACACGGCCAUCGACAUGUACGUGAAGUGCGGGUGCGUCGACGUGGCGAGGGCGGUGUUCGACGCGAUGGACCGCCGGACAGUGGUCUCCUGGUCGGCCAUGAUCUGCGGGCACGCCAUGCACGGCGAAGGAGAGAACGCGCUGGAGCUCUUCGCGGCGAUGAGUCGGCAGGGCGUGUUGCCGAACGGCGUGACGUUCGUCGGACUGCUGCACGCGUGCAGCCACAUGGGGUUGGUGGACGAAGGCCUCGCGUUCUUUGAAAGCAUGGAGAAGGACCACGACAUCACUCCGGGGAUCGAGCACUACGGCUGCGUGGUCGAUCUCCUCAGCCGCUCCGGCCGCCUCGACGAAGCGCUCGAGUUCAUCAAUGCCAUGCCCGUCGAGCCCAACAGCGUCGUGUGGGGUGCACUUCUUGGAGGAGCGAGGCUGCACAAGAACGUCGAGAUGGGCGAGGAGGCGAUCCGGCACCUCACUGUGCUGGACCCGGGAAACGACGGGUACUACGUCGUGCUCUCCAACAUCUACGCGGACGCCGGCCGCUGGGAGGACGUGGCUCGCGUGCGGCGCGCCAUGAAGCACCGCGGGGUCAAGAAGACGAAAGGCUGGAGCACGAUAUCUGUGGGCGGCACGGUCCUCGAGUUCACCGCCGGUGACUGCUCGCACCCACGUGCGACGGACAUCUGCGAAACGUUGGAUAAGUUGCUGAGCGAGGCGCGGCGGCGAGGGUACGUGCCGGACACGUCGGUCGUUCUCCUGGAUGUGGACGACAAUGAGAAGGAGCGCGUCCUGGCACGGCACAGCGAGAAGCUGGCCGUGGCGUUUGGCCUGAUGACCACGCCGCCGGGGACGACACUCCGGGUGAUGAAGAACCUACGGGUUUGCAGCGACUGCCACGCCGCGUUGAAGCUCAUCUCGGAGAUUGCUGGGAGGGAGAUCGUCGUCCGGGACAGGAACCGGUUCCAUUGCUUCAGGAGUGGUGCUUGCUCUUGUAGGGACUACUGGUAGUGAUAGACUAGCUACUGCUGCAAGCCCUGUUGUCCAGGGUUGUUACAAGUGGGGCAGGGCCUGUCCAACGUCCAAAUGCAGGGCGAUGUGCAACUGUUCAAGGCACAAUGCCUGUUCGUUCUCAGCUAGAAAGAAAACAGAGAACGGAACGAAACCCGUACUCCAAACAAA
Molecule: messenger RNA, 1847 nt
Organism: Phragmites australis (common reed)
Lineage: Eukaryota; Viridiplantae; Streptophyta; Magnoliopsida; Poales; Poaceae
Product: pentatricopeptide repeat-containing protein At5g66520-like
Exons: 1
Coding region: 33-1676 (547 amino acids)
Biological process (GO): RNA modification
Molecular function (GO): protein binding; RNA binding; zinc ion binding
Source: RefSeq, a predicted model, not a curated record